This is a messenger RNA of Ectocarpus siliculosus, 2523 nucleotides long. The record is from the annotation of a GenBank genome assembly. Lineage: Eukaryota; Phaeophyceae; Ectocarpales; Ectocarpaceae.
AUGGGGGACGACACGGCCGGGAUGCUGGGUGACGACAGUAGUGGCGAGAGCGCAGGACAACAGCAGUGGGAUGACUCCGACUCCAACGAUGAAGAGGAAACGUUUUUUCUGGAUCCUGAAGGCCGCGUGCCUUUUGCGGGAAACGUGUCGUUCGACUUCCGCAGCGCCCCCAACGCUUUGGCGGAGGCCCUGUCACCCCCCGAGGUCCUCGCACAAGUCGUGAAGGACUGCCAGACCGUCUUCUCUGCGAGGGCGAAGAAACUGGAGUACAGCACGGGCGAGACCUUCUGGAUACAGGCCAACGCAGCCCCGCGCAACUGUCUGGAGAGGCUGGCGUUGGACGUAUUUAAGGUUCACACGGCAGGAGCGAGGUUUAACCAAGAGACAUCGGGCGCCGAGUGGUGGACGCAGGUUAUCGAAGACGCGGAUGACAUCGGGUGGCACUGGGACAAGGAUUACGGCAUGGAGGCUCGUGGGAUAAACGUGCACCCGUGUCUGGCAACGGUCACCUACCUUUCAACGAACGGAGGCCCGACAGUAGUCUUGGAGAAGAAGGGGCCAAUGGCGUGCGAAGAUAUGGAAGAGGUCUCAGGGGAGGCCGCAAAGGCGUGGGUGAGUCGCCCGGCGCUGGGCAAGCACAUCUGCUUCGACGGCCGCUACCUGCACGCUGCUCCCGCAGACCUAGCGCUGCCACCUCAGACUACCGGUCUCGACGAAACACCGCCGCUGGGGGGGGGGGGGUCCAAGAAGCGGGACAAGGACGGCGAGUCGAAGGUGGUUCUCCCUGGCAGCUCUGUUGACGGCAAGGGCGGCAGCAGCAACACCACCGCCAGAAGAAGGCGUGUCACUUUCCUGGUGAACGUGUGGCUCAACCAUACCCCAAGGAACGCCGCGCCACUCCCGGCGCCGACAGCCGCAGAGCUCGGACCCUCCAACCUGGCGCUGAGGCUAUCGUCCUCCGACUUCGUCCCGCCGAUUCCUCUCCUCGUAGAUGAAACGGCGGCACCGACGGGCUCUGGCGAUGAUGGUGCCAUGCCUGGGCAGGGACGGAGAUCGGUGGCGACGAAACAAAGGAGAUUCGGUCCGGCCAAACCUGAACCUGAACGGCAGGAAGCUAGUGUUGCGACCGGGUCGGUGGCGGCAAGGGAGGGAGAGAAGACCGCGGCGGCGGCAGCGGCGGCUGUGGACAUGAAGUGGGAGUUUGGGGAGGUCGGGGAUGAGGCAGAGAAGCACCUUCGCCAUGAGGUGCUCGUGCCGGUACCCAUCGCCUUGCUACACCUUCCAUCCCCUGCCGACUCGGAAGGUGCUGCCGCUGGUUGUGCUUCAAAGGAUGAAAGGAGAGUCAGCAGUGGAGAUGAGGAGAGGGUCGGCAGGAGCUUCUGCGUGGAGUACCAAGGAACCAGGCGGCCGCGGGUUUCUCGCGUGGAUCUUGAGGAAGAAGGGUCGGAGGAUUCGGGUAGUAGUGGAGAGGAGAGCGAAGAGGAAGACGAGGAGGACGAGGACGAGGACGACGAAGACGAAGAGGACGAGGACGAGGACGAGGAGGACGAAGAGGACGAAGAGGACGAGGACGAGGAGGACGAGGAGGAGGUUUGAAGAUCAGGAUGGCCAUGGAGCAAUAAGAGAGGCGUCGUCGCCACAUGGAGUACGGCAGCUUCUGCUUGUGCGUGUGAACUUGUUGGUGGGAAACCGGUAGUAUGAAUAUUUCUUUGGCCACCGCCCCCUGCUGUGCAUUGGACGGGUGGACCUUUUCGUCUCAUGCACGCUGCUGUUCGUUGCGGGCACAACGCGUCGUGCGAUUGCGAGGUGAGAGUACCGUACGGUUUUUUGGGGGUCCGCCCCCCCCACACCAAAGUGUGGUAGCUAGUGGCCAUUGCCGGGCCCCAUGGAUAUUCUGCCGCCCGAGUUCCUAAGUAUGCAUAUCGAGGUUGAGACUCGCGCGGAAUCUUCGGGCGAAAGAUUGACCCUACACGUGGCUGUAGGAAAUAAGUAGGGAAUUCUGCUGGCAGGGUGUCUUGAUGUCGUCAUAUUGGUUUCGUGUCCAUUUAAUUGCCGACGCUUGCAAGGUGUACAACAUGCGCCAAUAGAUGCCGUCACCCAUGAGAACCUCAUAUUUUGCCCGAAGCUUGGUCGUUUCUCAUGUCCUCUGUGGGAGGGACUAGGGUAGAGUGGGGUUCAAGCUCGUGUUUUCGAAAGGGUGGAACUUUUCGUAAGUUCCUGUAAUAUGGAGAUCUUGAGUGGUGGCCCGAUCGGUUGUACGGUAGUGUGGAUAACUCGGGGUCCUUCGGUUCACACACAAUACACAUAUCUGCGUUUUUGCUGAUUUUUGGUUUGCCUGUUAGUAAGUUUAUCUCAUAUCCUUGUGAACCAACAGGAGUCUAGUUGAAUGAUAGCCGAGGGUUUCCAAAAUGUAAAGAGAACACAACAACAGGAACGGGCGACCAUUUGGGUUUCAACGUUAACCUUUGUUCGUGUUCCAGACAAAUGUAUCGUGUCACAUGGUGUGGCUCGGAGGGCAUUGAC